Molecule: messenger RNA, 3132 nt
Organism: Sycon ciliatum
Lineage: Eukaryota; Metazoa; Porifera; Calcarea; Leucosolenida; Sycettidae
Product: beta-galactosidase BoGH2A-like
Exons: 1
Coding region: 1-3132 (1043 amino acids)
Biological process (GO): carbohydrate metabolic process
Molecular function (GO): hydrolase activity, hydrolyzing O-glycosyl compounds
Source: RefSeq, a predicted model, not a curated record
AUGGUUUGGCAGCGCGGACCUGGGCUGCCCACGCUGCUGCUGUGGCUAGCUGUGGCAGCACUCGUAGUGGAGCAGGGUUACGCCGCCCACUUUUCCAAGCCCGAUAGUACUAGUGUGGACAGUAUGAAUAGCGACGGGCCACCACACCCGACCACGCCGCCGCCGGUGAAAAAGGGUGGCCGCGAGGAGGUGAGCUUCGACUUCGGCUGGCGAUUUCACCUGGGUGACCCAGGCAUUGACCCGGACAGUAACUGCACUUUCCCGAAGAACCUUACCGGAUACCAGUGUUUGGGACUGUUCGCUACAAGCGCUAAAACGCUGGAGAGUUGCAAAGCAUCGUGCUGUGAUACCGUGGGCUGCGCUAUCUGGCAGUGGGGUGGCCAGCCCGACAACCCAGCCAUGGCGUGCUGGGUGGGCACCAGCGAGUCGUGCAGUCCAAAUAAGGCGUGGCAGAGCGGCGCGCGCAACACGACCAUCAACCCGCCGCCGGCGCAGUCCGGGCCGACGUCGCGUAGCUAUGACGACGGCCAAUGGCAGCUGGUGGACGUGCCUCACGACGCCAUCAUCGGCGGCGCGUACAGCCAGAACGCCACGCGUAGCCAUGGCUACCUGCCGUACAACCGCACCUGGUAUCGCAAGCACUUCAACGUGCCGGCGGAGUGGAAGUCUACGAACAGCAGCAUCUGGCUUUACUUUGAGGGCGUGUUCCACAUGACCACGGUCUAUCUUAACGGCGAGUUUGCAUUGCCGAUUCACCGUGGUGGCUACACUAGCUUCUCCGUCCGUCUCGAUAACAUCUCCAGCCUGCUGUACGGGAACGGCACGGAGAACGAGAACGUGGUUGCCGUGGUGGCGAGCGCGUCGGGCGGCUCCGGCUGGUGGUACGAGGGCGGCGGCAUCUAUCGCCAUGCCUACCUGGUGAGAACGCCGACGCAGGUGCACAUCGUCACGCACGGCCUUAACCCGAUGACGGGCGUCACCGGCGACAUAUCCUGGAACGAUGCGUCCGACCCCGCCCAGGGGCUGUUCGCAUCCGCUGCGAGUGUGGCACCCGUCGUAGAAAUCGUCAAUGACGCAGCAGAAACGCUCGUCGGUGCGAGGUACACAAUCAACGUGGCGCUUUGGGACGAAGCAGGCAAACUAGUCACGUCGAAUUCCAUGGCCACGUCCAGUGAUUUGCCGGCGAGGACGGGUGUCAAGGUUGCCGUGGCAAACUUGACGCUCGGAAAGACGCAGCUGUGGAGUGCGCAGCGCACGUACAUGUACAAACUGCAGGUUGCCAUUCUAGGCACGGACGGUGCCACGCUGGACAACGUAGAACAGACGAUCGGAUUCCGGCAGGCGAAGUGGACGUCCGACUCCGGCUUCUACCUGAACGGGCAGGCGUACAAGUGGCGUGGCUUCUGCGAUCACAACGACUUUGCCGGAGUCGGCGUGGCCGUGCCGGAGCGAAUCAACCUCUACCGGGCGCAGACCAUGAAGGCUGUCGGCGGCAACAGCUGGCGAAUGUCUCAUAACCCUCCGGUCCCAGCCCUGCUGGACAUUCUGGACCGCGUCGGCAUCGUGGUGUGGGACGAGAACCGUGACUUCUACAACACGACGUACGACGUCGACAACCAGCGGAGCAUGGUGAAGCGCGACCGCCACCACCCGAGCGUCAUGUGCUGGUCGUUCUGCAACGAGGCCGGGUGCGAGAGCCAGAACGCGGCCGUGGGCGCCAUCUUCCGUGCCGUCUCCAAGGAAGAGGACACGACGCGGCCCGUCACUGGCAACAUGUUCGACUACGGACCGGGUAAGCUUAGCGACGUCAUUGAGGUGCAAGGCUUCUCGCAUCAGGGCGGCCAGCGAUUCGACAGCUUCCACAAGGACCACCCGGACCGUCCGGUGAUCGGAUCCGAGUGUUGUUCGUGCACCACGCAGCGGGGAGAGGACGUGGGCAAUGGCAGCGCCGAGUUGCUUAGCAACUUCAACGGGGACUGCCUGGAGGGACAAACGGGUGUGGAGAUGUCGCGUAAGUUCGUCUCCGGCCUGCUCGUCUGGACGCUGUUCGACUACUACGGCGAACCGGCGUUUGGCUGGCCGCAUCGUUCCAGCUCGUUCGGUGCCAUAGACCUGGCCGGUUUCCCCAAGGCCGCGGCGUGGUACUACAAGUCCUGGUGGCUGCUGAGCCCGGUCAAUAUGUCGUCGUCGCCUGCCGAUCGACCUCAUCGCCCAAUCGCAUUACGUCAUCCAAUGCAGCCGCUGCACGAGCAGCAGCAGCAGCGGACGCAGCGGCAGUGGCAACUUAACCCCAGUGAUAAUAUUGAUGAUGAUGAGAGUGCGCUGGAUCUGGUCUCUGUCAGUGGCAAUAACGAUGCAUACACCAUACACAUCGUGCAGCACUGGCAGCCGGAUGUCGGUGGCAGCAAGCGUACCAUACAGGCGCACACAAACGCCCCGCAGGCAGAGCUCUUCGUGAACGGCGCGUCGCAGGGCAAGUCCACCGUCGUCUGGAUCGGCUACGCCAAGUGGAACAACGUCCAGUACACAGACGGUAAUCUGACGGCGGUGGGGCUGGACGGCACGGGCAAGGUUGUCACCAGUCACACUGUCAUGACUCCCGGCCCUCCGGUUAAAUUACUACUCAGUGUGGACGCGCCGUCAGCGGCGACCGGCACCGGUAGCUCUCUCGUACUGGACGGCUUCGACACGGCCAUGCUGAGUGCGCAGAUCGUGGACAGUCGCGGUCAAGUGGUGCCCGGCGCGGCGCACAACGUCACGUUCUCCGUCGCCUCCGGUCCCGGCCGAGUGGUCGCCGUCGGUAACGGAGACCCGCGCUGCCACGAGCCCAAUCAGGCCAGCUGGCGCAGCGCCUAUCACGGCCUUGCGCGUGUGUUUGUACGCGUCACGGAGCACCGCGCGGGCAGCGGUCGUGCGCGCGACACCAUGCUCCAGGUGGACGCCGAGGGCAACCGCGUCACGCGUGUCUUCCCGUCCGGUCACGAGCUGGACGGCAUCGCCGACGCGAUCGUCGUCAAGGCAACCACCACCAUUGGUGGACAGGUGGCCAUGGCGACUGCCAGUGUGCCAGUUUCGGCGGACGCGAGUCGUCAUGGUGUCCUGGAGACAGCACAGCGGUGGAUGCGUUCCUAG